AUGCUUGAUUUAAUCACCCUAAUAAUUUUAAUAUUAGCCCUAUACCACACCUGUUAUGGCCUGUAUCCCACUUAUAAUUAUGUACAACAACAACAACAGUUAUUACAACAUGAUUUACUACAACAGCAGCAACAGCUAUUGCAACAACAGCAACAAUUGCUACAACAAAAACAACAACAAGGUCAAGGUCAACCAAAUAGAGUUACAAAUUUAAAUAUUGUUUUACCCAAAACAAUAGUAGAAGAUUUUGAAUAUAUACCCACCAUACAGGGUUACAGAUAUAGCUACCAACUGCCAGAUGGUUCGAGACGUGAGGAAAAUGCUUUCAUAACUGGUCUACGCAUGGAUGACUAUUCUCGUUUGGAUAGUAGAACUACCGAUUUUACUGCAGUUGGUGUUGGUGGCAGACCAAAAAAGAAUCGUAAAUUAUCACCAGGUUCUUUGAAAUCGCUGUCUGGUUAAAAAGUAUAUUUUUCUUUAGAUAUUGUUAGCAUAAGUUAUUUUUAUAUAAAUAUGAAUUUAUUAUCAUAGUAUUUUUCUUAGCAACUUUGUUG
Lucilia sericata (common green bottle fly) is the source of this 554-nucleotide messenger RNA. RefSeq names its product integrator complex subunit 4 homolog. NCBI's taxonomy places the organism in Eukaryota, Metazoa, Arthropoda, Insecta, Diptera, Calliphoridae. Bases 1 to 462 code for a protein of 153 amino acids. The transcript is spliced from 3 exons. The record is from RefSeq and is a predicted model, not a curated record.